UAUAUAAAGUGGUGCGGCGGUGAUUGGAAGCAUCCAAGUGUAUAUUACCAAUAAUUGGACAAUAAAAAAAAAAAGUGCCCCUAAAAUGUAUACAAUCUUCGUGACGAUUACCGCGGCAAUUUUGACAGUUAAUGUGUCCACUGUCCUCGGUUGGGGCUACCGAGCGUCGGAUCAAAGACGAUGGGCGGUGCUUCACCCGGCGUGCGGCGGCCGCCAGCAAUCACCAAUCGCUAUAGCAGCCCGCCAAGCCAUUCCCAUCUCAAUACCGGCCAUGGAACUCAUUGGCUACCAAAACCCACUGCCAGGACCAUUGACUGUCACUAACAAUGGACAUUCUGUGGCUCUGACUAUUCCCAAGUAUAGUUCCGAAGAAGAGAAGAAAGGGUUCCGUCUGCCGUACAUUUUCGGGGGCCCCCUCGACAAUGAGUACGAGAUCGAGGGUCUGCACUUCCAUUGGGGGGACAAGAACAACCGUGGUUCCGAGCACACAGUCAACGACAUGCGACUCCCUCUUGAAAUGCACAUCAUUCACAGGAACAAGAAGUAUAAGAAUAUGGCCGAAGCACUCCAGCACCCUGAUGGUCUAUGUGUACUUGCUUUCUUCUAUCAGGUCGUGGAAUUUGAAGCGAAGCUUCUCACUCCCAUCGUCAAGAACUUGUCAGCUAUCGAGAACUACAAUACCAGUAUGCAGUUGCCUCAUACUUUCUCCCUGUCGUCGAUACUGGCGGGAUUGGAUUCUGAACGGUUUUACACUUAUAAGGGCUCACUGACCACUCCUCCCUGCGCUGAGGCUGUUACAUGGGUCGUCUUCUCUGACUACUUGCCGAUCUCUGUCUUCCAGAUGGACAACUUCCGCGGCCUGCUCUCCAACCUGAACCUUCCACUUGUAGACAACUUCAGACAACUCCAGCCGCUCUUCGGCCGCCGAGUCUUCGUCCGUAUCACCUCAAAGAACCCCAAAUUCAAGAAAACCAAGCUGCACUAUUCCAAGUGGGACUGGGUUGGUCACAAGAAAGCUGAGAACGACGUCGUUGAAUUUGACGAUUGAAUUUAUUUCAAUCCAUUGCGUGUCUAAUACGGGUACUUACCUAAUUCACUUGUCCAUACCAAAUAUGUGUUAUUAAUUAGUUGUUAUUUAUGAUUGUGCACAUUAUUAUGUAUAUAUGUGUGAAUAUUAGGUACUUAAUGUGAUAUAAGUUUGUUUUAAUAUUAUUAAUAAUAAAUAUUUGAAUAAUA
Molecule: messenger RNA, 1236 nt
Organism: Galleria mellonella (greater wax moth)
Lineage: Eukaryota; Metazoa; Arthropoda; Insecta; Lepidoptera; Pyralidae
Gene: CAH9
Product: carbonic anhydrase 7
Exons: 5
Coding region: 86-1048 (320 amino acids)
Cellular component (GO): cytoplasm
Molecular function (GO): zinc ion binding; carbonate dehydratase activity
Source: RefSeq, a predicted model, not a curated record